Molecule: messenger RNA, 583 nt
Organism: Suillus discolor
Lineage: Eukaryota; Fungi; Basidiomycota; Agaricomycetes; Boletales; Suillaceae
Product: anaphase-promoting complex subunit 11
Exons: 3
Coding region: 56-364 (102 amino acids)
Biological process (GO): protein ubiquitination; positive regulation of mitotic metaphase/anaphase transition; anaphase-promoting complex-dependent catabolic process
Cellular component (GO): nucleus; anaphase-promoting complex
Molecular function (GO): zinc ion binding; ubiquitin protein ligase activity; cullin family protein binding
Source: RefSeq, a predicted model, not a curated record
CCAAACCCUCCUCCUCGGACGCUCCUGCAUACUCCACACAAACGCAUACCAGUCCAUGAAAGUCCACAUCAAACACUGGAGCGCCGUCGCUCAAUGGCGCUGGAACACAGGAAACACAAACCACGAUCAAGACGACGAAGGCGACGUCUGUGGGAUCUGUCGCGUCCCGUAUGAGGGGUGCUGUCCGUCGUGUAAGACGCCGGGAGAUGAUUGUCCUUUAAUCUGGGGCGAAUGCAGUCACGUAUUCCACAUGCACUGCUUGCUCAAAUGGUUAGGAACGGCUGCUUCGAAACAGCAAUGUCCUAUGGAUCGACGUGCUUGGGUCACUGCUGAGCGAAAAGCGAAUGAGUUGCCUGCGAGUUAGAUGCUGGCGGGUCCGUUCUUAAGUUAGCAGCGGGUCCGCCCUUGAGUUAGCAACGGAUCAACCUCAAGUUAACGGCUCAGCAUUGAUUGUGCGAUCAUGAUUGCAAUCAUGAACGCUCUUAUUGGAUCCUGAUAGUGAUAUCGGUCCCGACCCCACAUUCUACCCCUGUAUCGACAUACGGACGCAUUGUAUACAUUUUCAUUUACUGCCUCUAUGCAC